Ustilaginoidea virens is the source of this 570-nucleotide messenger RNA. RefSeq lists its product as uncharacterized. The coding region runs from base 1 to 570 and encodes 189 amino acids. The transcript is spliced from 3 exons. Lineage: Eukaryota; Fungi; Ascomycota; Sordariomycetes; Hypocreales; Clavicipitaceae. The record is from RefSeq and is a predicted model, not a curated record.
AUGAAGGCUGCAUCGGCGUUGACCAGCAGCUCGAUUGCGCACCCGCGAAGAGCAAUCAGUCACAUACGCACGUAUAACUGGCCGCCGCUUCAGCUCAACUUUUGGAUCUUUGUCAUGCUCAUCUCGUCUGCGAGCAUCGUCGGAGUAUUUUCCACCUUUGUUCAGAUACAGCUGCAGUUGAACCUGCCAAUACCGUGGUAUUUCCCUUACUAUAUUACGGUUGGAUGCAUUGCCCUUCUCUUUAUUGGCGGGAUAUUCUGGCUCAUCGCCAACCGCCGCCUAUUACCGGCCAUUGUCAUGAUUGGCGCCUUUGUGCUCUUCGUCAUGUGGCUCGUAGGACUGGUUGUCGUGUCUGUACAGCUUUGGGGACCAGACGGCUCUAUACAGAGUACUUGCAGUCUACAGGUGUUCAAUAGAAAUCCUCAUGGACUUAAUCAAGAGACUUUGGCUUGGCUGCAACAGAAGAAUAUAUGUCAAUCUUGGCACUUAAUAUUUGCUAUGGGAUUAACCGGCUUAGUCUUCUUGGUCUGGGUUAUGAUUAUGGCAUACCAGGUGUUUGUCAACUCAUAA